AUGAACCAAACUCAGUGCAUGAUUUUUGAAAUUUUAGACGAAGAAGAAGAAGAAGCCGAUUUGGAGAGCCACGAUCUUCACGGCAUUACGCUCACAGAUUUCGAUACCCCUCACACAAUGAAAGCAACGAUAGGUAGCGCUGCUGAUGGAUUGCUUCUUCUAUACCCAAACGCAGAUGAUCCCGAAACUUCUGUUUACAUAUGCAAUCCGGUCACUCGUGAAUAUAUCAGCCUCUGCCGUCCUAAGGAAUACAAUUGCUGGUCGUGUUUCCAAUUUUGCGCGAGCAAAGUAAGUGAGCAAUAUAAGGUGGUCUAUCUCGGUCGAACCCUUGAAUCCGACUCUUUUCAAGUAUAUACCCUCGGAACAGGAUUAUGGAGGCCCAUUGAAACUGGCGCUGCUUCUGGUUUCAAAUUCAAUUCCAAUGAACGUGCUGUAUGUAAUGGCAACCUCCACUGGAUAGUAGAUGAUUUUGAUCAACUCUCUAUUCGAAUUUGUGGUUUUGAUGCUGAAACGGAAUGUUUUAGCAUCUUCUCUGCACCUCAAGGCUUUCCUAUGGAUGGAGAUGUGGAAUCGAAUGUCAAGUUGACUAAUUUUAGGGACUGUCUUUGUGUUUGUUACACAUAA
Molecule: messenger RNA, 624 nt
Organism: Salvia hispanica
Lineage: Eukaryota; Viridiplantae; Streptophyta; Magnoliopsida; Lamiales; Lamiaceae
Product: F-box protein At1g47340-like
Source: RefSeq, a predicted model, not a curated record